CACCAGUGCACAAGUACACGUGUUCUGUGUGAAAUUUUCUCUCAUCUCGAAAACGAAUCAGCAAUCGCGAACGAGUCGAUAACUUGUUCAUCGUCGAUGUGAGUUUUGUUAAUGAGCUCGUCUUGUUCGGCUGUUUAAUCCAAACCGCGAAGAACGAUUUUAUUGAUGUGAUUUUCAUUUAUAUUGAACUGUUUUAUUCGAUCAAAUUUGGUGAUUUUUUUUUGAAUAUUGGUGGUGUGAUUAUUUUUCCCUGCAGAGAUAUUGCGGCUUUUUUGAUCAUCAAAGGCUUACACACACAAAUUGACAGUGGUGUUUGAUACGAGGAUAUUUGAGAGAUGCAACGUAAAAUGUGAUAAAAAUGGAUAAACAAGACCGCGAGACAACCCUCAGAACCGGACAUCGUUCCGGAUCCGGUUCAUUUUCCAUCGAUUCUCUUCUCUCAAAUACGACCAAACCGUCGACACCGGACGUCCCCAGCGAAUUUUCCCAAAAAGCGAUGCAUUAUUUUCACGAUCUCGAUAUCUUGGAUCGUAAAUGGAAAGACACCUACGAGCCAGACGUGGCGGAAUUUUCGCAGAAACAUUUAAACCUAGUGCGACAUAUUAAAAACAUAGACACUUAUUUACCGUGGAUAUCGCCGAAUUCGAAUUUCUUCGCACAUACCCACGGUGCCGAGCAUUUAUCUUACGAAGACGCUAAACGAAUAAUUCCACCGGUCGGUGAAGCCCUAGAUCACGUGAAUUUUCCAGCAGCUUAUUCCAAUUUACAUUUUCCAUUGUUGUAUUCGUCAUGGUUACCAGUUGCCAACGCAAAUCCUGUUAUCAAAACUUCCACAGAGUCUGUGGAGUAUCCUUAUAGUCAACCGUAUGCUACGAGUAGUCCUAUCAGGGAUGAGAAUACCGAUAGCGAUGAUUCCAAGUCAGAUAUUUCAAGGAUAUCCGAUACUCCUAAAGAUUUCUCGUGUACUAAGCAACGCAAUAAUAAUGCUUCGCUGAAAUCAGAAAACGCGGACGAAGAUGACGACGAUGACGACACCGAUGGUAACCAGAAAACCGCCUCAGGGGGUAAUAAAAUUCGUCGCAGACGGACAGCUUUCACUAGCGAACAGCUUUUAGAGCUCGAGAAGGAAUUUCAUGCCAAGAAAUACCUCAGUUUAACCGAACGUUCGGAAAUAGCCAAUUCAUUAAAUUUGAGCGAAGUUCAGGUUAAAAUCUGGUUCCAAAAUCGCCGAGCUAAAUGGAAACGAGUCAAAGCUGGCCUAAGUGCUACAUCCAGCGCGUGCGGAGGACACAGAAAUCAAAACUCUUCCAAUACUAAUAAAAUCGUAGUUCCUAUACCAGUUCAUGUCAACAGAUUCGUCGUACGAAGUCAACAUCAAGAAUUAGAAAAAUCGCUAUCCGGUAUGGGUAAUUUAGCUAAUUUGAAAAUGUUCCCAGUCAAAAGAGACGCCGAAAUUGGGAACCGAGAAAUGGCCAGAUUUUAAAGCAUUUCGAUUUUCAAUUCACCUCUACGCACCUCAUCCUCCUUGCCUCUCUCCGACUCUCCAUGGUACGAUAAUCUAAGAACAAAGUAAAAAUUUUAUUGAUUCAGUCAUCGACGAAAUUCCUAUGUAAAUAUACGAGUAAAUCAAAAUCAACCGCGUGUGGUUUGUAAAUACUGCGUAAGUACGCGUAUUUAUUAAAUAUACCACUCGAAAAUGUAAAAUGAACCGGCUUCAGAGAGGCGGGAAUUUAUUUCUUUUAUCGUAUUUUAUAUUUGUCAACUGUGAUCUUUUAAAUUAUUCUGUCAUUUUAUCGUCGUAUAUUUUUUUUUGUGUGUUUGUUUUGUUUAUUGUCUAUAUUACACGUAUAUUUUUCUUUUGUAAUACUGUUUUAUAUUGGAGUAUUUAUACGUGUUUGUUUUCCCCCUUCUUCUUCUUCUUCUACUACUUUAUUUUUGUUUCAUUUAUUUUCGUGUUUAUUUAUUUUUUUUCUUUUUCAAAUCAUUUUUUUUUUCAUUUUUGUGUUUGUGUGAUGACUGUUAAAAUAUGUAGUUGUAUAGAUGUAAAUUAUAGAUGUAUAGCUUCGAAUUUAAUGAGAGAACAAAUUAGUGUUAGAUUAGGUACUACUAAUGAUUAAUUGAAAAUUUUAUCAACAUUCAAUAAAAUAUUUAU
Molecule: messenger RNA, 2152 nt
Organism: Planococcus citri (citrus mealybug)
Lineage: Eukaryota; Metazoa; Arthropoda; Insecta; Hemiptera; Pseudococcidae
Product: homeobox protein GBX-1-like
Exons: 4
Coding region: 359-1483 (374 amino acids)
Biological process (GO): regulation of nervous system development; regulation of transcription by RNA polymerase II
Cellular component (GO): nucleus
Molecular function (GO): RNA polymerase II transcription regulatory region sequence-specific DNA binding; DNA-binding transcription factor activity, RNA polymerase II-specific
Source: RefSeq, a predicted model, not a curated record